CUAUUUUAGAAUCCCCCAAAGUUGCAUUUCUCAGGCCACUUUCGAAUUUGAAGGAAGGGCAAGUGGAAGUUCAACUCCAAGGAACGUAUCAAAAUCACUCUUCCUUGUUUUUCAAAUUCCAAUUUCACUCUUCCUCCUAUUCGUCAUCCAUCAAACGCUUAAAUCCGAGAAGAACCACCAGCUCCGGUUAUUAUCAUCGACCACUGGAGGACGACGUACAACAACUAACAAUUUAUCACAACUGUCGAAGUUUGGUGCUACGUUUUGAUUUUGGAGACUGAUUUUAGCAGGAGUAGUUAGUUAUGGAUGAUCGUGAGGCGUUUAAGAAGAAGAUAAGAAGCUACGUUGAUCAAGUUCGUUUGUAUGAGGAUCCAAAAAGCCAAGAGUCUGCAAGGAAAACUGUUCCUGUGGAUGAGCUUCAAGAGAAAGCGAUAGUAUCUCUGGCCAAGGAGGGAAAGUACGAACCAUCCAAACAGGAACAAGAUCAUGCUUUUUUGUUGCAGCUUCUUUUCUGGUUCAAACAGUCAUUCAGUUGGGUUAAUGCACCUUCUUGUGAGCACUGUGGAGAUACAACAACAUAUCAAGAUAUGGGCAAUCCACUUCCUUCAGAACUUCAGUUUGGCGGUUACCGAGUUGAACUAUAUGGCUGUAAUUCAUGCCAAAAGGUUACCCGUUUCCCACGUUUCAACAAUCCAGUAAAGCUUACUGAAACAAGGAGGGGACGCUGUGGAGAAUGGGCCAAUUGCUUUACAUUCUACUGUCGUGUUUUUGGCUAUGAAUCUCGAUUGAUUCUUGAUCUUACCGAUCAUGUUUGGACCGAGUGCUUCUCCCAUCUUUUAGGGAGGUUUAUGCAUCUAGAUCCCUGUGAAGCAGUGUAUGAUCAACCACUGUUGUAUGAAAAGGGAUGGGAUAAGAAACUAAACUAUGUCAUUGCAAUUUCUAUAGAUGGAGUUCGUGAUGUCACUAAGCGCUACACAAGGAAAUGGAAUGAGGUUUUAUCUCGAAGAAAUAUCAUUACCGAGGAGAUCUUAUCAAAUAUGCUUGCAGAAAUAACACGACAAUGUCGAUCGACCUUUACAUCUCAAUUACUGUCCGAACUUGAAGAUCGUGAUGAAAAAGAAAACCAAGCCCGGGAAAGAAACACUCACACUAUUGAUGAUUCUUCAGUUAUAUUACCUGGAAGACAGAGUGGAGACAAGGAGUGGCGCAAAUCAAGAUUGGAGAUUGCCUCUGAUGAGGAAGGCUCUUUGAGUUCUUCUGCAUGUUCUGUUCGUAAUUGUGUGGAUGAGCAUGUGACAAGGAUUUAUAGUGCAUUUGGUUGUAUUCUAUCUCAACUUCCUGAUGAAGAAUUUUCCAAGUCUGCAACAUUUGAAGUACUUUCAUUUAUUCGAGGGAUUGUAACUGAUCUCAAGAAAUCUGCCUUUAGGACAAGAACAGCUUUAGUAGAUUCAUACUUGGAUGAGACUAAAGCCUUUUCGCAUCGGUUGUUUCCUUCCUUGAAGUGUUUUCUCGGUGUUUUGUCAUUAGACAGUAAUCUGGACAAUGAUGGGAGGGUUGAAAUUUGGUUGGCCAAGGAGCCUGUUUAUACCUCUUUAGCAUUGCCUGUUGCGUUAGAUGCUCUUGAAGAAGUAAUACAAGAUGUUAACAAAUGUGAUAACUUUGGUAGAGCCUUUUUAUGUCUUCCUCGUUUGAAGUUAAACAGAAUUCAUUCUGGCUCAGUCCUUGCAAGUGGCGAGGAACUUCCUUUUGGAAUAGCAACAUCAGCAUUUGAUGGGAUUCGUUCAUCCAAAUGGGAAGAGCCAAAUGGUGCGAAAGGUUGUUGGAUAAUGUACAAGGUAUUUGACAACAAGAUGGAAGAACUGGCUGCAUACGAGUUGAUGUCUGCUAAUGAUGCACCUGAAAGGGAUCCAAUGGAUUGGAUUGUUGAAGGGAGUGAAGAUGGGGGAAGCAGUUGGCAUCUUCUUGAUGAACAAACAAAUCAAAUAUUUGACAACCGUUUCCAACGUAGAAGUUUCUUUGUUACCAAAACUGGUCUCUUAUCAAAUACUUUCAGGUUUAGAUUCUUGGCAGUUCGUGAUGGUGAGGCAACGUCAAGGUUACAGAUUGGUAGCAUUGAUUUGUAUGCUCCAAGUCUUUAACUCAAUAAGCUGAACUAGAGAUUUUCCCAAAAUAAUCAAAUAAGUAAAAGAAAAAUAAACUAAAAUUGGGAGCUGUGUGGAUCUUUUCAAAUCUCUCUAUUGGCAGGAACAAGGAAAUGGCCAAUGGUUUCUACGGGAAUUGCAUGCAACGUUAAAGGUACAAAUUUUAAUUCCUUGGUAUAAACUUUUUACAAACUUUAGAUUAAAAGUUAACUUAAUGAUAAUUGGUAUACAUUGCUUUCAUUGAGAUUUGAAAUUGGAGAUUCGAUCUUCCUCCCUAUAUUAGAAAAAGUAGUGAUGAUAAUAAUAAUAAUAAUAAAAGCAUAACUUUCUAAGUUGGAACUUUGGGAGUAAGUGCUUAAAUCGUAAAGAGAUCACUUGGGAGAAAAUUUUAGGGCCAUUUAGUUUUCUGAUUCUUAGAUUUGGAAGAUUUGAAAUAUAGAGUAUUUACGUUGUAAUAAAAGCAUUCUUAUAAACAUAGUAACUAUUAUUUUAUGAAUGCAUAACUCUUAAUCUAGACA
Messenger RNA from Cucumis sativus (cucumber), 2659 nucleotides. RefSeq names its product peptide-N(4)-(N-acetyl-beta-glucosaminyl)asparagine amidase. The record is from RefSeq and is a predicted model, not a curated record. Gene Ontology annotation, cellular component: nucleus; cytosol. Gene Ontology annotation, biological process: protein quality control for misfolded or incompletely synthesized proteins; protein deglycosylation; glycoprotein catabolic process. Gene Ontology annotation, molecular function: peptide-N4-(N-acetyl-beta-glucosaminyl)asparagine amidase activity. The transcript is spliced from 15 exons. Bases 303 to 2138 code for a protein of 611 amino acids. NCBI's taxonomy places the organism in Eukaryota, Viridiplantae, Streptophyta, Magnoliopsida, Cucurbitales, Cucurbitaceae.